Trypanosoma grayi is the source of this 2154-nucleotide messenger RNA. RefSeq lists its product as hypothetical. The coding region runs from base 1 to 2154 and encodes 717 amino acids. NCBI's taxonomy places the organism in Eukaryota, Euglenozoa, Kinetoplastea, Trypanosomatida, Trypanosomatidae. The record is from RefSeq and is a predicted model, not a curated record. The transcript has a single exon.
AUGCUGCGUGUGUGCGAGAAUGUUCAAGAGGCGAUGGCGCAUAGCAGGCGAUGGCAGAUACCGCUCCUCGUCUUGGUGCACAGCAGCGAUGCGCCGAGUGGGAGCCACACCGGCGGUGACGACAUCCCCGGACUGCACAACACAAACAGCAGCGGGAAGAGGACUGUCAACGCGAUGUUUCAGCUGGGCGGGGGGGAGCUCUCGCACGACGGCGCGGCACAGCGGCAGGCGUUGGAGGCGGUGCUGCACGAGUCCCGUCUGGCUGCGGUGACGGUGGUGCACUUCAUGGAAGCCGGUUCGGCGGCGCACAAUCUCUUCACCACCGCCGUGCCGGAGUCCAGCCAGGUGGUCCCACGGCUCCAUGUGUUUCCGUCAUCUCUGCGGAAGCUUCCACGGGCAGUGCUGCAUGGUGCCGCGCUCACGCCAGGAGGAAUAUACGAGACGACUCGGCUGGCGCUGCAGAUGCCUCCGCUUAGCAAAGUCACGGAAUCGAUAGGAGAAUUUGUGCAGCAGGUGGAGGAGAUGAAUGCUGCAGUACGACAGACAUCGACGUCGGGCCCCUCCGUCUUUUUCACACCCCGGCACGCGGCACCCACACCAGGACGAGGUGUCGCGGGAAGCGAGGCGACGACGCGCACUGCAGGUGGCGUCUCUACUGCUGCUGCUGCUGCUGUUGCCAAUACUGGUGGUGGAGGUGCACCUUGCGGGCUUCAUUUUAUUGCAAUCAAUGGUCUUGCAAAGAAAGAGGUUGUCGUCACCUCGCCCGGCAUGACGCUGCGUACCGUGUGGCAAAAGGUGCAACAGGCCCUCCAGCGGGAGCGGGAGACGGCGAAACUGGGGAGCCGCCCGUAUGAUGGCACGAUGUUUGUGCUGCGCGUCGAGCCGCCGCCCGCAACAUGUGUGGAAGGUGAUGGUGCGGGCAGCACACCAGUGGUGGUCAAGUCCUUGGAGGAGGCCGCCAAGAUUAAUAUUCAUGUUCUGCCUCACAACACGGUUGUCACAGUAAUAAAGGAUGACAACGUGGUAGGAACGUCACAGCGUGGUGACAACAGUAGCUGCUGGAGCGGGAAGCAAGCGGACGCCACUGAAGUGGGUGACCAAAACGAGAGAGGAAGGGCCCCGGCGGGGCUGCGCUGUGAAGGUGGAACUUGCAGGCUCCGCUCCCCACAUUCAAAAAGCGAAAUGUCGCCUGCGACAGGCACAAAGCAGCAGCCACAGCAACAACAACAAAAACAAGAACAACAACAAGGCGUCCCGUCAUCUGCCGCAGCUGUGGUCCAAAAAAAAGAAGAAACGAAGGCGCCGCCAAGUGCUGGCGUAACUGCACGCAUAAAUUUGCGUUGCUCGCUUCCGGACGGCAGCACGCACACUGUGGACGACCUCGACCCCGCCGUUGCGACCUUGUCCACACACGUGCGCGGCCAAAUCGCGGCGUUGGUUGGCCAUGACGUCUUCGUGUUUGCGCGCGCGUACCCACCACGCCGAUUCACCUCUGAGGAAGAGACAUCCACGCUCGAGUCAGUCGGUCUGCGUACAUCGUCGGCUCUACGAGUAGUGCCCACCGCGGGGCACUCGUCCGCCGCCACCAAUGUGGCGCCGCACCAUGUGGAUGCCACGGCUGGUGGGCUGUUGGGGUUGGUUUCCUCCAUGCUGCGGCGCAGCACUGGGUCCGCUGCCGCUGCUGUUUCUGCUUUGGUACCGCCAUCCUCAACGGGGGUCGUGCGUGGGGGCGGGGGACGACCGGCGCAUAGCAGUCGGUUUCGCACCAUGGCAGAGAUACGCGCAGAAGAGGAGGAGGAGGAGAACCGGCGCGCCGCCAUGGCGGACGCAAAGCAGGACNUCGGUUUCGCACCAUGGCAGAGAUACGCGCAGAAGAGGAGGAGGAGGAGAACCGGCGCGCCGCCAUGGCGGACGCAAAGCAGGACUCAGCCGAUGGGCCACGCCGGAAAAAGGCAAAUCGGUACUACGGCGGUGACUCCACCGAGUACACGGACAGGGCGGGAAGCGACAGUGAGGAGGACGACGGUGCCAGAGACAACAAAGCCUCCAAUCACGCCAAGAAGAAUACUUAAAGUGUGUAUAUACAAAUUGAGAUGUGAACGUGUGCUUCGGAUGCGUAAGAUGGUUAAAAACAAAAAACCACCCUUUGGGUAG